Gadus morhua (Atlantic cod) is the source of this 2438-nucleotide messenger RNA. Its product is annotated as sodium- and chloride-dependent GABA transporter 3. The coding region runs from base 454 to 2229 and encodes 591 amino acids. Gene Ontology annotation, biological process: nitrogen compound transport; amino acid transport; sodium ion transmembrane transport. Gene Ontology annotation, molecular function: gamma-aminobutyric acid:sodium:chloride symporter activity. The record is from RefSeq and is a predicted model, not a curated record. NCBI's taxonomy places the organism in Eukaryota, Metazoa, Chordata, Actinopteri, Gadiformes, Gadidae. Gene Ontology annotation, cellular component: plasma membrane; cell projection. The transcript is spliced from 15 exons.
CAGCGGGAGUCAUACGCCCGCCUUCGGCUGUCAUAGAUGUGGGAAGUAGUCCAGGCCAGGCUCACUGGCCAGUCCGGGUCCCGGAGGAGGUCCGAACACCAGGUCAAUAGGGUCCGCGCCUCCGGUCCGAUCGUUAGAGCGGGGGCAGCGUGGUGACUCUGGAACUGCAGUUCUGUGUGACCAUAGCACCAGGGGCAAGUUAAGAUCCAUGGCUGGGGUUGACACCGGUCGAGACAGCUGAGGGGUUGAAGUCACUGCGGAGAAUGAAGUCCAUGAUGGACGGACCAAGCACAUUCCCAAAUGAGGCGGGGGCGGGAAGCCUUUCCACCAAUAUCUAGUAUCCUGAGUCCCAGGCAGGAAGUGCCCUCUGGCUCGUUCCCUGUAGCCUUCAACUGAGCAGCCCAGGGCCAACUAUACAAGCGUCUUGGAUGAGGGAGGAAGGAGCUCCACUGUAUGAUCUGGGAGCCGAACAUGAACAGAGAACACAAGAAAACGAAGAAGAGCCAUGGGAAAGCCAGAGGAAAGUGGGCGAAUAAGACGGAGUACCUCCUGGUCGUGGCGGGCAAUGUGGUUGGUCUGGGGAACGUCUGGAGGUUCCCGUACCUCUGCUACAAGAACGGUGGAGGGGCGUUCCUGGUACCUUACACCAUGUUAGCGGUGCUCUGUGGAUUACCCCUGUUCCUGAUGGAGAGUGCGAUUGGUCAGUACACCCAGGAAGGAGCAGUCACCUGCUGGAGGAAGCUGUGUCCGCUGGCACAAGGUAUUGGAUAUGGACAGCUCAUCAUCAAACUCUAUGACUUUGUCUACAUUGUAAUCCAAGCCUGGGCCCUACUUUACCUGAUAUUCUCCUUCAGCGCCCAGCUUCCCUGGGCCCACUGUGGAAACAGCUGGAAUACAGAAAACUGUGUGGAUUUGCAGUAUUCACAAUCUAAUGUGACUGUAGGAAACUUUACCAACACCACCUCUGCGGCUACAGAGUUCUGGGAACGCCGGGCUCUGUCCAUCUCUGGAGGCAUCGGGGAGCUGGGCAGUGUCCGAUGGGACCUGGCCUUGUGUCUUCUGGCCUGCUGGACCUUCUGCUACUUCAGCAUCUGGAAAGGGGUCAGGUCUUCAGGAAAGGUUGUGUACUUCACUGCAGUGUUCCCCUAUGUGAUGCUGCUGGUUCUCCUCAUCAGAGGGGUGACUCUACCUGGAGCUUGGGAAGGCAUUAAGUACUACCUGUAUCCAGACUUAAAGCAGGUGGCUGUCCUUGAGGUCUGGGUAGAGGCGGGAUCUCAAAUAUUCUUCUCCUACAGCCUGGCUUCUGGAACAUUGACAGUUUUGGGAAGCUAUAAUGAAAUCCACAAUAAUUGUUACAAGGACACCUUCCUGUUGUGUCUGCUCAACAGUGGAACCAGCUUUGUUGCUGGAUUUGUUGUCUUCUCCGUACUUGGAUUCAUGGCAGAGAGACAAGGUGUUCCCGUUGACAUGGUGGUAGACUCAGGUCCUGGCUUGGCAUUCAUCGCAUACCCCCAAGCAACAGCCCUGAUGCCAUUGCCUCAAUUCUGGACCAUCUGCUUCUUCCUGAUGCUUAUUCUACUCAGCGUGGACACACAUUUUGUGACCGUGGAGUGUUUCAUCACCUCGGUCAGCGACCUGUUUCCCAAACACUUCCGCCGAUCUGGAAGGAGUGAAAUCUUUGUUCUUCUCAUCUGUAUUGCAAGCUAUCUGAUACAACUGCCUUUGGCCUCUGAGGGUGGUAUCUACAUAUUUCAGCUCAUAGAUUUUUAUGCCUGUAAUAGAACAUGUGUGGACAUUAUGGCAGUGUGUCAAUGUUUGGUGUUGGGCUGGAUAUUUGGGGCUGAAAGAUUCUACAACAUCAUUGAAGAGAUGACAGGAACACGGCCAUGUUUUUACUUUAAACUGUGUUGGAAGUAUUUUAUUCCAGUGUUGACAAUGGGUUCCUUCAUUGUGUACAUGCUGAAUUACAAACAAAUGGAGAUUUCUGCUGCAUAUGUCUACCCUUAUUGGGCCCACGUGCUGGGCUGGGUCAUGUCUAUGUCUUCUAUCCUCAUGGUGCCACUGUUUGCCGUUGUGCAGAUCUGUCUUGGGACAGGGCCAUUGAGACAGCGUUUAUCCGUCCUUUGUCAACCUGUUGAAGAUCAAACCGGGCAGAACACUAAGAUGGGCGCAGUUGAGACGGAUGAGGGGCUGAAGAUGUUGGAAGAGUCCGAGCCUGAAAUGUCCUAACGCUUAAAAUAUAACAGUCAACUGUUGCAUUGUAUCAAUGGUUUUUGUUAUUUUUUGAUCACAUUCAUAUCGCUGAGCAAUCUUUGUAAAUUGUUCAAUUGAAGAGUGUGUCUUUUGUAUAACAUGUUUGGCUAUAGUGUGUAAAAGUAAAAUAGAGCCUUGAUUAAAAAAGGACUGUGGAAUGGUGCCAUUAAAUGAUUACAAAGAGA